AUGUCGUUCACAUCAGCACCACCCAAUGACACGGCGGCCGAGUAUCUAUCUCCGAACAGCAUGUUCGAUCUCAGCAACAAGGUCGCCCUCGUAACGGGGGGAGGAACGGGCAUCGGUCUGAUGCAAGCACGAGGCUUGCGUGCUGCCGGCGCCAAGGUCUACAUUGUCGGACGCAGGGAAGACGUGGUCAAGCAGACGGCGGAAGUGCACGGCUCGGACGAACGACCGAUCAUCGCUCUCACUGCCGACGUCUCCACCAAAGAGGGCUGCCUCUCGCUCGCCGAAGAAUUCAAGAAGCAUGAGCAAAAGCUCGAUAUUCUCAUUUCCAACGCCGGACAGGUUGGCCCGCUCAACGAGGGCUCGACCACCAUCGAUGCCUCGGGCAAAUCGCAUCCGGAGCAUCGCGAGGAGCGCCUUUCGGCGGACGAGUUUGCUAGCAAGUCGCUCGAGGACAACUCACCCGAUGACUGGGACCGUCUCUUCCGCAUCAACGUCUACGCAACCUACUUCCUCAAUCUGGCGUUCCUACCGCUCCUCGCCAAGGCUUCUGAAGCCAGCAAGGGCUGGUCGGCUGCUAGCAUCACCACCGGGAGCAUCUCGGGCGUUGUCAAGCAGUCGCAGCGUCACAUCUCGUACAACGCCUCCAAGGCAGCGGUCCACCACGUCACCAAGAUGCUCGCGUAUGAAGUCGCAUCCACGACCACGGGCAAGAUCCGCAUCAACGCAGUGGCACCCGGCACAUAUGCAUCGCAGAUGACGGCGAGCGACAAGGAUGACCAGACCAACAUGUCGAGCCUCAGGGGCAAGAUGGAUGAUAUGGCGCUACCUGCGGGUCGCCCUGGCCGUGAGGAGGAUAUGGUGCAAACCGUACAGUUCCUCGCCAGCUGCCAGUACCUGAACGGCCAGGUCAUUUGCGUCGAUGGAGGCUACACUCUCACCGAGCCCUGA
This is a messenger RNA of Pseudozyma hubeiensis SY62, 948 nucleotides long. RefSeq names its product short chain dehydrogenase/reductase. The record is from RefSeq and is a predicted model, not a curated record. Lineage: Eukaryota; Fungi; Basidiomycota; Ustilaginomycetes; Ustilaginales; Ustilaginaceae. The coding region runs from base 1 to 948 and encodes 315 amino acids. The transcript has a single exon. Gene Ontology annotation, molecular function: oxidoreductase activity.